Drosophila subobscura is the source of this 495-nucleotide messenger RNA. Its product is annotated as mitochondrial import inner membrane translocase subunit tim-13. The transcript is spliced from 2 exons. The record is from RefSeq and is a predicted model, not a curated record. The coding region runs from base 19 to 495 and encodes 158 amino acids. NCBI's taxonomy places the organism in Eukaryota, Metazoa, Arthropoda, Insecta, Diptera, Drosophilidae.
CGGUCGAGUGCAAAAUAAAUGGAGCCAAAAAGGGAGCAACCCGACCCGACCAGUCAAAUGAAACGUGUGCGCCAGCAGAUCCAGCUGGCCAAUGUCCAGGAGCUGAUCCAAAAGAUGACGCAGCGCUGCUUCCGCGCGUGCAUCGAGCGGCCGGGGCCCAGGCUGAGCGCCAGCGAGCGGACCUGCCUAACCAACUGCGCGGAUCUGUUCAUGCUGACGGUUAAGCGCGUGUCGCAGCAAUACUUCAGGCGCAGGCAGCGCCAGCAGCAGCGACGCCUGGCAAGUGGAACGGCAACGGGAACUGCAAGUGGAACGGGAACUGCAAGUGGAACGGGAACUGCAAGUGGAACGGGAACUGCAAAUGGAAGUGGAACGGGAACUGCAAAUGGAAUUCGGCGGCAGCCGUGCAAGAACUGCGACUGUCUGAAGCGACUGCCGGGCAUCCUGUUUGGAUUCCAGACAGCGAGUUUAGCCACUGAGUGCGACCUGCCUUGA